Messenger RNA from Panicum virgatum (switchgrass), 1476 nucleotides. RefSeq names its product ankyrin repeat and SAM domain-containing protein 6-like. The record is from RefSeq and is a predicted model, not a curated record. NCBI's taxonomy places the organism in Eukaryota, Viridiplantae, Streptophyta, Magnoliopsida, Poales, Poaceae. Gene Ontology annotation, molecular function: protein binding. Bases 69 to 680 code for a protein of 203 amino acids. The transcript has a single exon.
GGGGAGGAGGCCGCCUGUCCCUAUCCUGGAUCCCCACCACGUUUGAGUGUUUGACCCCCAACAUUCCCAUGGACGAGGACCGCGCCGGUGGGCCCCACCACCACCGCCCCUCGCCGCCGCCGUCCUCGGACGCUGGCAAGCGCCGCCGCCUCCCCAACGUCCGCCUCGCGGGCUCCGUCCCGCCCCCGUCCCACCUCCCGCACCCGCGCCGCGUCGCCGGCGCGCCCGCCACCAGGUCCCGCGUACCCCUGCACCUCAGGCACCAGCACCCCUCCGCGGACCCGCCCCAAACCCUCCCAAAACCCUCCGCCGACAGCGGCGACGACCUCGCCCUCGCCGCCGCGUGCCCCCGCAAGCCCAGGGCUCCUCUGCAGGCGGCCGCGGCGGGGAAGCCAAACGGGAGUGCGGAGGGGACGGGGUCGGAGCCGGAGCCCGAGACGGAGACGGAGGAGUACGGGGAGGCCGAGGAGGAGGUGGCCGAUGUGGCGGGCUGGCUGUGGCGGAUGGGGAUGGGCCGCUACGCGCCAGCGUUCGAGGCGCACGAGGUCGAUGCCGCCGUGCUGCCCUGCCUCACCAUGGACGACCUCCGGGACAUGGGCAUCGGCGCCGUCGGGGCGCGCCGCAAGCUCUUCUGCGCCAUCCAGAGGCUCGCCCCGCCGACGCCGCCUCCACGGAGGUGAAACGUACUUUUGCCUGCCAUUCCCUGCUGUGGGCGUGCUAGGCUAGCUAGCUAGUUCGGCGGCAUCACCUUGCUAGGGGACUUAGGAUGCGUCAGUCGGUCCUAGGAGUAGGAGAUGUCCAGAGUGUAAAAAUGAGAAGGUUUGGUCUUUAGCGUAGCUGGUCUCGGGUGCCGUUGCAUAGUGUGUUGGAGAAGGUUAGAUGGAAUGCUAACUCUGAUGCUUUUGAUUUUGUGUAGUGUUUUCAUAGAAAUGCCAGGAUGCUUUGUCGUAGGCUGUAAAUAGGAAAAGAUGAAAUGCUAAUGCUGGGUUGUCGAUCUCAUGUUCCUAUACGUUUCAUCAUCUCCCCCAAUGUUUUUCUUGAUGCAAAUGGAUCUGAUUAGUGGAAUUUCAACAUGGUUCAUUGUUAUCGGAAUGGGGAAACAUGCCACAACCCUGCAUUGUUUAUUUGUGUUAUGAACUUGAGUUCUGCUUGUAGGUGAGGAUCGCCUAGAAAGUACCAAGUAGGGAGUCUAUCCAUGCUGCAUUGCUCUCCCAAAUUUGUCUUGGUAUUUGUAAUGUCCAUAAAUGUGUAUUGACAUUCUUGUAUUGCUGAAAGUUAGUCUUUUUUUUAUGGCAUGUUGAACAUCUUACCUGAAGUCAGAUACAACUUGAGUUACGAUGUGUGGAUUUUGCUCACCUGAUCUGCUGAAAAAAGGGCUUAGUUUCAAUGCUGAUGAUUCUUUGCCUCUUCUACCUUUGCAAUAGAAUAAGCAGCCUUUAUGGAAAGAAAUUUUCAUUAUUGCUGUACAAAAAAAAA